Ostertagia ostertagi is the source of this 507-nucleotide messenger RNA. The record is from the annotation of a GenBank genome assembly. NCBI's taxonomy places the organism in Eukaryota, Metazoa, Nematoda, Chromadorea, Rhabditida, Trichostrongylidae.
AUGGUAUGCACUGCGAUCCGUCUGAUGGCGAAUGCAUCUGUCCUCCUGGCAAGAGAGGAGCUAAAUGUGAACAAGUUCGCUCUGAACGCACCUAUACUUGACCUCAUCGGAUACGGAGGAUUUUGCGAAGGGCACUUACUGAUAACGGAUAGUCGUCUCUGGGGUGAGACAUCAGGUCAGCCGACGAGGGAUGAUACUGCGCGCUGUUACACCAUUUGUUGCACUUGGAACUACAUUACUGGAGAUUGCCGUUGUCCUCCAGGAUGGACGGGACCGGAUUGUGCGACGCCAUGUCCUCCUGGAAGAUGGGGAUCUGGCUGCGGUAGUGAGUGUGAGUGCUCGAAUGGCGCGACAUGUGAUCGUCUCACCGGGUUUUGCGACUGCCCUGCUGGAUUUAUGGGGAAGAAUUGUGAAACAGAAAUCAAAAAAUCUUCGAUAAAGUCGCUGUAUUCGGUGACACUCCAACUGACAGCACAAUACCACAUGUCACCGUAUUCAUCCGAGCUG